This is a messenger RNA of Penicillium odoratum, 705 nucleotides long. Its product is annotated as NACHT and WD40 domain protein. The record is from RefSeq and is a predicted model, not a curated record. NCBI's taxonomy places the organism in Eukaryota, Fungi, Ascomycota, Eurotiomycetes, Eurotiales, Aspergillaceae. The transcript is spliced from 3 exons. Bases 1 to 705 code for a protein of 234 amino acids.
AUGGACCGGGAAAAUCAGGACCACUCAAGCAAAGGCGAUAUUCAAGCCUGGAGCAAGCCGUGUCUUUACAAGGAGGAGGCCGAGAAGCUAGAAGCUGAAAAAACAAAAGAGAAUGUUCAAAAUAAUAGCGCCGUUGAUGAUGUUAGCCAGUCCGCAGAACAGCCAGCCCAGUCAACACAGACCUCCCAGCCACGAGAUCUAUGGCAAGCUGCUUAUGAACAGCUUGAUGAGACACAACAACAUAUUUUGUCGACCGAGCAGGUCUCUUCUGAGUCGGAUGAUAGGGGCGACAACCCAAGAGAUCUAAUUGAUGAGGUUAUCCAGACAACAAAGGAGGAGUAUGAAAAGUAUCAUCAGACUUCCCAUGGAAAGUUUAAACAGACCUCACACAAAAUUGUCAAUGCGGCACUUUCCUUCAAUGAUAUUGUCGGUUCGACUGCUGCACUUGACCCUACACAGCAUGCAGCUAGCGCCUGGGCAAUUGUCUCGCUUGGUCUAACGAUGACCAAGAACCACUCCGACCUACGAGAUGCUCUAUUUGAAUCAUCGGAAUAUCUCGCAGAUUUUCUUACAUAUUGUUCAUUUGUUGAGAUCAAUAUCUGGAGGAAAGAAAGCACUGAUGCCAGAAAUCGCUAUGUUGAAAAUUCAUUGAUACGACUUUACAAAGCUAUUCUGAGCUACAUCGUCCAAAUACGAAAGUCAUAG